GCGUCAAAUUGCAAUAAUGCGCGCUCUAUCACGUCGUCUACAUUAGCCAUUUCAGCCGUACCGAUAUUUCCCUUCUCCGAGUCUGGACUGGUGUUUUUGCGAAGCACAAGCCUUUUCUCAUGGCCUGGUGCUCCGCCACAUGAACCAUGCGCCCAUCCGCCUUCUCAUAGUGUGCGCCGUCUUUUCCCUUCCUUUUCCGGUCGUCCACUCCCCUUCCUUACGCUCCCCUCCCCUUCCACCGCCUUCCGACGGCAGUUUCUUCAACUCUGCUGGUGUUGUUCAGGGGGAUAAAUCCACACCGAUCGGAUUGUUUGGCUCUAACUACCCAUCCAUGUCUAAAGCCCGUGUUUAUGCUGAUGUCAAUGUUCUGCGCCCCAAGGACUAUUGGGAUUACGAAUCUCUUGCCGUUCAAUGGGGUGAUCAAGACGAUUAUGAGGUUGUCCGGAAAGUUGGAAGAGGAAAAUAUAGUGAGGUAUUUGAGGGAAUAAAUGUUAAUAACAACGAGCGGUGCAUAAUCAAGAUCCUUAAGCCUGUUAAAAAGAAGAAGAUAAAGAGAGAGAUAAAAAUACUUCAGAACCUCUGUGGGGGUCCAAACAUUGUCAAGCUUUUUGAUAUUGUCAGAGAUCAGCAUUCGAAAACACCCAGCUUGAUUUUUGAGUAUGUGAACAGCACAGAUUUCAAAGUACUUUAUCCAACACUGACUGAUUAUGACAUACGCUACUACAUAUAUGAGCUUUUGAAGGCAUUAGAUUAUUGCCAUUCUCAAGGGAUAAUGCACAGGGAUGUCAAACCUCACAACGUUAUGAUAGACCAUGAGUUGCGGAAACUUCGCUUGAUUGACUGGGGCCUUGCUGAAUUUUAUCAUCCUGGCAAGGAAUAUAAUGUUCGUGUGGCAUCAAGAUACUUUAAGGGUCCUGAAUUGUUGGUCGAUUUGCAAGAUUAUGAUUAUUCUUUGGACAUGUGGAGCCUUGGUUGCAUGUUUGCUGGAAUGAUUUUUCGCAAGGAACCUUUCUUUUAUGGCCAUGACAAUCAUGACCAGCUUUUAAAAAUUGCAAAGGUUCUUGGGACAGAUGAAUUGAAUGCAUAUUUGAACAAGUAUCAUCUAGAGCUCGAUCCUCAACUUGAUGCACUUGUUGGGAGGCACAGCAGGAGGCCGUGGUCUAAAUUUAUCAAUGCAGACAAUCAACAUCUUGUUUCUCCUGAGGCCAUUGAUUUUCUUGAUAAGCUUCUUCGAUAUGAUCACCAGGACCGGCUUACGGCAAGAGAAGCUAUGGCACAUCCAUAUUUCUCCCAAGUCCGGGCUGCUGAAAAUAGCAGGAUGCGCACACAGUAGAAAUACAUUAUCCCCGGAGUAUUUGCAUAAACUAAAUAGUAAUAUGGAGUAUGGGAUGUUUUAAAUAUCAGUGUUACUAAAGAAAUAUGAGCUGCCCUGUUGUAUUGUAGUUUAACAAACUUAAGCUAAAAAGGACUUCCAUAUUAUUUUGAAGUCGCUUUUCUUGUUCUGGAGAAACUAUAUAUUACGUGCAAAUUCUGAAGCAUGUCUUCCAAACU
Molecule: messenger RNA, 1551 nt
Organism: Cucurbita pepo subsp. pepo (vegetable marrow)
Lineage: Eukaryota; Viridiplantae; Streptophyta; Magnoliopsida; Cucurbitales; Cucurbitaceae
Product: casein kinase II subunit alpha-2
Biological process (GO): peptidyl-serine phosphorylation; peptidyl-threonine phosphorylation; regulation of cell cycle
Cellular component (GO): nucleus; cytosol; protein kinase CK2 complex
Molecular function (GO): protein serine/threonine kinase activity; ATP binding
Source: RefSeq, a predicted model, not a curated record